This is a messenger RNA of Nicotiana tabacum (common tobacco), 654 nucleotides long. The record is from RefSeq and is a predicted model, not a curated record. Lineage: Eukaryota; Viridiplantae; Streptophyta; Magnoliopsida; Solanales; Solanaceae.
CAAUCUUCAUAACUUCUAAAUCAAGAUAUGCUGACUUAAAUAUAACAAACUUUUGAAUUCCAAGUUUCAAUCUUCACUAUAAAGCAUUAAUCAAAGUAUAGUAUAAGGCAUUCUAGUCAAUGCUUCUAGUUUUCAAGCUAUGUUUCAUUCUUUUUCUUGGCUUAUUUUUUCUUCCAAUUUUGGUUCCUGCUAUGAUUUUCAUAUCAGUGUCUUUAAUCUUACUAUUUCCAGCUUGGUCUGUGUACAUGUUUGGUUUACUACUGCCAGAAAUUAUGUAUAAAUGUCCCAAAAAGAUAAUUGAGUUAUCAACUGAAGGAAAUCAUGGUCAGGAGAGGCAAGUUAGUUUCCAGUUGGACCCUUAUGAGUUUCCUAAUUUUGAUCUUAGUGAAUCAGAAGAAGAUGAAAUAAAAAUGGAUGAAGUUUGCAUUGAUCAAGAAGCAAAUCCAACACCAGUUCCUGAGAUUCGUGGACAAAAAUCGUUUGAUGAAUUGAUGUCAUUUUGGAGAAGGCAAGCGGAAGAAAAGCAGUACAAAUAUGUCUGAGACCACUCUAGUUUCUUUUUCUUAUUACUGUCUAAGUUUACUCUGUUAAGUGUCUAAAAUCUUUAAACUGUAAAAAAGUUUGCAGUAAUAAUAAAACCAUGUUAUUUGUUCC